GAAGGACACAUGCAUUUGAAAGUAUAUAUAUUAUGAUAUUCAACUCCAACACUCCAAGGAGAGGUAUUGCCUUCCAAGUGACACGGCACAAGAAGACAACAAUUGGACAUACAGAGCCUUGAAGAAACUAACUCCAGGCAACACAACUGUGUGUCAAUGGCAGUUUCUCCAGCAGUGGGCUCCUUCGUUGCAGAGGACUAUGUGGUCUUUGCCCUCAUGCUGCUGGUGUCAGCUGCCAUCGGGGUCUACUACGCCAUCGUUGGCACGGGCCAGAGCAGCUCCAGGGACUUCCUGAUGGGCGGCCGCAGUCUGUCCGCUGUGCCCGUGUCUCUGUCCCUGACUGCCAGCUUCAUGUCUGCCAUCACGGUGCUGGCCACCCCAGCCGAGGUGUACCGCUAUGGGGCAAGCUUCGGCCUCUACAGCCUCUCCUAUGUCCUCAUGGUGGUGGUCAGCUCUGAGGUCUUCCUGCCAGUCUUCUACAGGCUGGGCAUUACCAGCACAUAUGAGUACCUGGAGAUGCGCUUCAACAGAGCCACUCGUCUGCUGGGUACUGUCCUGUUCAUUCUUCAGACUGUGCUCUACACUGGGAUAGUCAUCUACGCCCCAGCGCUGGCUCUGAACCAAGUCACUGGUAUGGAUCUUUGGGGCGCUGUCAUUUCUACAGGAGUGGUCUGCACGUUCUACUGUUCCAUGGGGGGUCUCAAGGCAGUGGUGUGGACGGAUGUGUUCCAGUUGGGCAUCAUGGUGGCAGGCUUCCUGUGUGUCAUCGUCAGGGCUGUGGUUCUUCAAGGAGGCUUCUCUGCCAUCAUGGCAGACUCAGACCUGGGAGGACGACUCAACCUCUGGGAUUUUGAUUUGAGUCCUCUGAAGAGGCAUACCUUCUGGACCAUCACGUUUGGAGGGGCGUUCGUCUGGACCAGCAUCUAUGGGAUCAACCAGGCCCAGGUGCAGAGAUACAUCUCCUGCAAGUCCAUCGCCCAUGCCAAAAUGUCCCUGUAUAUCAACCUGGUGGGACUUUGGGCCAUUCUGCUGUGCUCUGUGUUUGCGGGGCUGUGUUUGUACUCUGUCUAUAAGCACUGUGACCCCUUGACAGCCGGCUGGGUGUCUGCCCCAGAUCAGUUGAUGCCCUAUUUGGUGCUGGACAUUCUGAGAGACUACCCUGGCCUGCCAGGCAUGUUUGUGGCUGCAGCCUACAGUGGGACUUUAAGCACGGUGUCCUCCAGCAUCAACGCCCUGACAGCUGUUACUGUGGAGGAUCUGGUUAAACCAUACAUCCAGAUGUCAGAUAAACAUCUGUCCUGGACCUCUAAAGGCCUCAGCUUCUUCUAUGGGGCUCUAUGCAUUGGUAUGGCUGGUCUUGCCUCACUAAUGGGAGGACUGCUUGAGGCUGUCAUCAGCAUCUUUGGGAUCAUUGGAGGUCCUCUUCUAGGCCUCUUCACUCUGGGCAUCCUCUGUCCAUUUGCCAACUCCAAAGGAGCCCUGACUGGGCUGGUUUCCGGUUUGGUUCUGUCUCUGUGGGUGGGAAUUGGGGCCCAGUUCUACCAUCCUCUUCCUGAACAGAGCCGUCCUUUGGUUCUAACCACACACGGCUGUAACUUCACAACCGUUCCGGACGGAUUUAACUGGACUUCAACACCAACACAAUCAAGCCUCCUCGUGACACCGUCACAGGAGAGCCCUGGAUACAGGCCUCUCCUGGCAGACAGCUGGUACUCGCUGUCCUAUCUCUACUUCAGCCCCAUAGGGACUCUGACAGCCAUAGCUGUUGGACUUGUGGUCAGCCUCAUCACAGGUGACACGAAGUCUCGAACGGAAUCCAAACUGACUUUAACAAAAAAUGAUAUGACAUGCUACCGCUUAUUCAAACUCUUCCGAGAGAGGGCCACGAGACAAGCUGGCAACAUGCACCCCACCAAAAGUGAAGAGAGUAAAUGUGGCACCAACAAUCCUGCCUUCUAUAACAUCGAGUUGGACUACUAAAUGCUGUUGUAACAUGUUACACUGUGUUCCA
This is a messenger RNA of Osmerus eperlanus (European smelt), 2011 nucleotides long. RefSeq names its product solute carrier family 5 member 8 (gene slc5a8). Gene Ontology annotation, cellular component: extracellular exosome; membrane. Gene Ontology annotation, molecular function: organic acid:sodium symporter activity. Bases 157 to 1980 code for a protein of 607 amino acids. NCBI's taxonomy places the organism in Eukaryota, Metazoa, Chordata, Actinopteri, Osmeriformes, Osmeridae. The transcript is spliced from 15 exons. Gene Ontology annotation, biological process: propanoate transmembrane transport; sodium ion transport. The record is from RefSeq and is a predicted model, not a curated record.